AUGGCUUUGCUACCACCUGACCCGGUUUAUACGAUUCGAAAUGUCGACAAUUCGCCAGUGUAUUCCUUGGCGUUCAGCUUUCUACCAGGCGGACUCGAGAGGUUACUAGCCGGCUCAAAAAAUGGAUAUGUUUAUGCAUACAACCUUCAGACAAACCGGGUCCAGCAAAAAAUCAAAGUUGGUCAAGCUCCCAUUCUUCAUCUCAUUCAUACAAACAGCCAUAUGAUAACCCAAGAAAAGGGGGGAUUUUGUCGUUUUGAUGCCAACACAAAACUCGAAACUCUCUUUGUACCUGAUACUGAAUCCAAAAUAUACAUUUAUAACUUUUCCGGAGAAAAAAUUGGUUGCCUAAAACCUGAAAACCCUAAGCUUGGGGAUCCAAUGUGUAUAAAGUAUAUUGAACUUUCUGAUGACCAGCCUUGCCUUCUAGUGGGCUAUGAAGCAGGAUGGCUUCUAUUAUGGGAUCUCAACACUAGUCAAUGCCUCAGUAAAUUGCAAACUAAAGAAUGUCCAAUGUCAGUAGAUUUCCAUGUUGAACAACAAAGAGGCAUGGUCGGCAAUGCCUCAGAUGUGAUACAAAUAUUUAGUAUAAGCAAAAAAGACUUAAGCUUGGCCCAUAAACUUGACAUAAAUAUAAAAAAUCCUGGAAUAAAUAGAGUUUUUACUAGAAAUGAUGGAAGAGUUUUCGCCUCUGGUGGCUGGGAUGGCCACAUUCGCAUAUUCUCAUGGUUCUCUCUGAGGCAAUUGGUAGUACUUACUGAACACAGACAAGCAGUUCAAGAUGUUGUCUAUUCUACCCAAAAAGUUUCAUAUUGGAAUGCGAAUAUUAUGGCAGCAGGUGGUCUUGACGGAGCUAUUACUCUUUGGGACUUAUAUAAUACUAAAAAG
Molecule: messenger RNA, 888 nt
Organism: Brenthis ino (lesser marbled fritillary)
Lineage: Eukaryota; Metazoa; Arthropoda; Insecta; Lepidoptera; Nymphalidae
Source: the annotation of a GenBank genome assembly